ACAAAACCACCAUUUAGACAAGUAGUCAUUCUAGUCUAAUUCGCCAAUAAUGGCUCACAAAGCAACCUCCUUCUUUAUGAUUCUAUAUUGUUCAUUGUGCCUAUUCACUCUCAUAAACGCACUCUCCUCCUGCAACGGCCCAUGCAACAACCUCAACGACUGCUCUGGCCAGCUCAUCUGCAUCAACGGAAGGUGCAACGACGACCCUGACGUCGGCACUCACAUCUGCACCACCCCCUCUCCACCAAGUGGUGGCGGCGGAACCUGCCAAUCCUCCGGCAACCUUCAAUGCGGCACAAACUCCUACCCUCAAUACAGGUGCUCGCCUCCGGUGUCAUCCUCCACCAAGGCAAUACUCACCCUGAACGACUUCAGCGAAGGCGGAGACGGAGGUGGCCCAUCUGAGUGUGACGGAAACUACCACAAAAACUCAGAGCCAGUGGUGGCACUGUCCACUGGGUGGUACAACCAAGGGUCGAGGUGCUUGAAGAUGAUAAGGAUCACCGCGAGUAACGGGAGGAGCGUGUUGGCUAAGGUGGUGGACGAGUGCGACUCCGUUAACGGUUGUGAUUCGGAGCAUGCAGGACAGCCACCGUGCCGGAACAAUGUCGUGGAUGGGUCGCAGGCGGUGUGGGAUGCUCUAGGGCUGGAUACGGAUGUUGGGGUUGAAAACCUUACUUGGUCAAUGGCCUAAAAAUAAUAAUCUCACGUUGCCAAUUCUAUACGCUAGGGAUUAAUAUUAAUAAGAGCAAUGUUAGGGACAGCAAUUUUAUUAAAUUUUGUCUAAUAUGUAAUCAGCGAAAAAUGUGAGUUAUUGAAUGAAAUUUU
Molecule: messenger RNA, 828 nt
Organism: Arachis duranensis
Lineage: Eukaryota; Viridiplantae; Streptophyta; Magnoliopsida; Fabales; Fabaceae
Product: kiwellin
Exons: 2
Coding region: 50-694 (214 amino acids)
Source: RefSeq, a predicted model, not a curated record